Molecule: messenger RNA, 633 nt
Organism: Macroventuria anomochaeta
Lineage: Eukaryota; Fungi; Ascomycota; Dothideomycetes; Pleosporales; Didymellaceae
Exons: 2
Coding region: 1-633 (210 amino acids)
Source: RefSeq, a predicted model, not a curated record
AUGCCUGGGAAGAAACGGGCCUGGCUACGACAGGCAGUGAAGAGGAUUUGUCUUUGCGGCAAGAUCAAGACCCCCUUCAGCGACGAAGAUGAAUCACCGUUGGCCUCUAUUGUCCCUUUAUCUGCCCUACCCACAAAGUCAGAAUCUAUCAGGAUCCCCGCAAGCAAGUCUCCAGCAGCUUCCCCUCGAUUCACUCCUGAUCCAUUAACGCGCUCUUACGCUGGAGCAUAUCCUCCCAAGGAAGCAAACCGUGCAGCGUCCAAUCCCUUUCUGACUGAUGAUGAGGUUUACGGGUCUUGGAAGCAACAAGCCGGAAUCAAACACCCUGCGGUGACUCGCUGCAAGGAUCAAGACCUGGAAACAAAGACAAAAACGCUCAGGAAACAAAGCUCGGCCGCCUCGACUAACACCAUCGGCUGGGACACACCAGUGGGCGAAUUCACCGCGGGGAAGCAAGCCUACCAUCACCCUACCGGGAUGUUGGAGCUCCGGAAUAAGGGUAGCAUCAACCUGCUCAAUAGUUUGGAGGAGGCUGCCGCCAAGGAAUUUCAAGAAUUCACAUCAAGGAUUAGACAUACAGGCACAAGAGUGCACCAAAUCCCCUGUCAUGUUGCCCAUCGAGCUCUUGGUUGA